This is a messenger RNA of Xylaria bambusicola, 2075 nucleotides long. RefSeq names its product inosine triphosphate pyrophosphatase-like protein. The record is from RefSeq and is a predicted model, not a curated record. Bases 489 to 1382 code for a protein of 297 amino acids. The transcript is spliced from 2 exons. NCBI's taxonomy places the organism in Eukaryota, Fungi, Ascomycota, Sordariomycetes, Xylariales, Xylariaceae. Gene Ontology annotation, molecular function: nucleoside triphosphate diphosphatase activity.
GCUCUAUCUACCUAGGUAGGUACUAUUCCUGACGUAAGUAUGCUUACAAGAAGAUGUUAAAUACCUAUAAUAGGUUGCCUCGAUCCAACUACACGACAUAUAUGUAUUUAUCUAUUUCUAAGUGGUAGGUACAUCGGUAUUCCAAUGCAAUAAAGAAACAGACUUGAAAGGUCUUCCACGAUAGGAUUAGAUAUAGCGACCCGCGGGACCAAAGCUACAGAUAGGUAGAGAUCUAUAUAUAUACAUAAUACACUGACAUUAGAAAUACCUAACAUGUCGAAAAAAGCUGACGACGAUUCCAACAUUGUACUUACUGUGUAGUCUAGUAGCACCUAGCAAAUCAGGAUAGGUAUUAUGUUGGAUACCUAUCUCGGCAGAGCUCCUGCAAGUCAAUUCAAAUCAAUUAAGCUUAACGGAGGUUGUCAAGACAUUAUCAGCAAUCUAUUCUCCCUGCCUAGGUAGAUAGCUAAGAAAAGCAUUAUUCCAUCAUGGAGAAAUCACAACCCCUUUCUUCAAACGACGUCCCUGCCGAUCCACCUCCCGCCUACGCACCAUCUGCCAAAGAACAUGGUCUACCCAUCCGCCAACCCCAACAACCUCAGCAAGGACGGCGUCCUCCACCAUUGGCGCCUCUCGAGCUGCCCAUCCUAAAGUACAUGCAGACACACCGCGUCAUCCUGGCCUCUGCCUCCCCAAGACGCCGAGCCCUUCUCGCCCAGAUCGGACUUCCCAACCUCGAAGUCAUACCCUCGACACAACCCGAGAACCUCCCCAAGGACCAAAUGGGUGCCUUCGAAUACGUCUCCUCGACAGCCCAGCAGAAAGCCCUGGACGUCUACCACGCAGCUAUAAAGCAGUCCGAGCAGGCCAACGAGGCAGCCGAGAGAAUCGGUUCUGAAGCCGGACAGAACACAGUCAAGGACCCCGAUCUCGUCAUAGCAGCCGACACAGUCAUCGUCACCCGAGAGGGCGCGAUCCUGGAGAAGCCGCCUUCCGAACAGGCCCACAAGCGCAUGCUGCGCCAUCUCCGGGACACGCGGACCCAUCGUGUAUUAACCGCCGUGUGCUGCGUGGCCCCCAAGGCCGACGCCAGCUUUCCCGGCUACGCCAUGUCGAGCCACAUCGAGGAGACAAAGGUGACAUUCGCCAAGGCGAGCGACGGACUGCCCGACAAUGUCAUCGACGCCUACGUGAGGACGCGCGAGGGCGUCGACAAGGCUGGUGGGUAUGCUGUGCAAGGCAUAGGGGGCAUGAUGCUUGUGGAGAAGAUUGAGGGAAGCGUGGAUAAUGUCGUGGGUCUGCCGGUCAGACAGUGCCUGCAACUCUGCGAGAAGGUCGUCUUCAAGCAAGACGAGGAGAGCGAAGGGGAGGAGAGUGAAUAAGCGAUUGAAGUUGCUGCGCAUCUAAUCUAAGAAGGACUCUCCCGAGUUGAUGAUUGUAAAAAGAAAACAUGCUUGGUCAUGAUUAAUACGGAUUCUGGCACUGGUAUAUAUUGGUUUCUACAUAUGAUAAUAAGUAAGCAAGCAAGUAAGCAAGCUAUACUACCUAGACAUAGAACGUACAUGGAAGCAAGAUAUGGAUAAUGUUCAGGUCAAUGCUAGCAUAGUCAGUCGGGUUCAGCUCUUGCUUCUCCGUACUUUGUGAUGUUGGUUAGAUCUUCAAUUGGCGCGCCUCCAUGCUGAGACUUGGCCACUGGGGAUGUGCGGUCCUCGGAUGUUCAGUUAAGCGCUCUGAUUAGAGCACUACCUGUGUUACUGUUUCGACGGGAAGACGAAUGGCUUUGGUGAGCAAGCUUCCUUGUUCCUUCGCCAUCUACAUAGUUCGUGGAAUUGCUUGCUGGCUUCUCUACGCCACGGUAGGAUCCAGGCGUGUCUUCGGUCUUUUGGCGGCAUCGACAUCUGAGCUUCGGGCCACGGUUCAAGCGAACUCGACGAAUUGACCCGUUCGCGAUAAUGGUGCGCCCACCUUGUAGUACGCCAUCUCGACAUGUCGGAGAUUCUGGUGACUGACUCCUAGUUGGGGUUAAAGAAGUUGUGGCCUUGUGGGCAUCAACAAGAGGACCAGGAAAACCCACC